Molecule: messenger RNA, 5029 nt
Organism: Biomphalaria glabrata
Lineage: Eukaryota; Metazoa; Mollusca; Gastropoda; Planorbidae
Product: amiloride-sensitive sodium channel subunit alpha-like
Exons: 16
Coding region: 291-1895 (534 amino acids)
Biological process (GO): sodium ion transmembrane transport
Cellular component (GO): membrane
Molecular function (GO): ligand-gated sodium channel activity
Source: RefSeq, a predicted model, not a curated record
CUUACGCAUGGUUCAUUGACUUCCGAACUGGUAUACUAUAAGAAUGACUUAACUGUAUAGCUUCACUAGUUAAUUGGGCUACUUUCUUAGUUGACAUCAUCUGAAUAGAAAUAGUAGGACACCUUUGGCAAGUCAUUGGGUUGGUACUUAACACACAUCUUACAGUAUGAUUCUUUAGACUAUAUAGACUAGUUUGAAUGGGUAGUUUAAAAGACUUUGAUUUCUAGCUUAUGGUUUGGAUUGGCUCUUCUAUUGCACAAUUUUCCAAUUACAGAUAAAAGAUUUAGACAAUGGCAGGCAGUGUGGUUGACGUCAUUUCAAGCAGCAGCACUAAGAGAUCAAAAUUAUGGGAUAUCUUCACAUUUUACACAGAGCGUGCCUCAAUGAACGGCAUAGUGUUUGUGGUGGACUCACUUCACAUUAAUAAAAGAAUCUUCUGGUUGAUACUGUUGUUAUCAGCUACUGGAGCUAUGACGUUUCACCUGUACAGUUUGGUAUCAAAGUAUUUGGAUUACGCUAAACAUUCGGACAUCAAUAUCGGAUUUAGUAGCCUAGAGUUCCCAGCAGUGACCAUUUGCAAUGUAAACAUCAUGAGAGUGUCAAAAGUUGAAAAUGCUUCUGAUGCGGUGCAGGACUUUAUGAAUAGAUUGAGCCAAAACAACCUAGAGACUAAAGUAGGUCAGAACAGUCCAGAAAAUGACGUCAUUGUUACUGGCGACGAGAGUGAUACAGAUGAAAAGGUCAGCAUGGCUGACUUCCUGGACACUUUUGACGACAACUUUGAUUUUGAUCAAGAUAAUGUUGAAGAUUCAUUUUACGACGCGAAUAGCCCACAGAGCUGGGAAGCGGUGGCCAACAGGUCAACGAUCACCACAUUGGUUGAGAAUUUUAAAGAUGUAUACAGUUUUAUGAACAUAACCGACAAGAAAUCUGUGGGUCAUCAACUCGGCGACAUGCUCAGGCAAUGCUCGUUCGCUACAAGAAAAUGCGAAAGAAAUUUCUCCCAGUCAACUAAUUCAGACUAUGGAAAUUGUUACACGAUACAGGACGCCCGCUAUGUUUCAAAGAAAAAUGGCCCAUCAGGGGGGCUGGAACUGAUCCUCUACCUGGAGAUCGAUGAAUACCUGCCUUUGAUAACAAGCGGUAAAGGAGCCCAUAUUGUGAUCCAUGAUAAAAACACUGUUCCACUGCCAGAAGAGGAGGGAAUUGCUGUGUCAGCUGGUCAGCAGACGAUGAUUGGUCUUAAACAGAUUAAAAUCACUCGCCUCGGAAAUCCUUAUGUUGCUUGCAAGAAUGUUGACGACUUCUACCGCCAGUACAAAGUAAACUACACCAGGAAUCUGUGUCAGAAAAUGUGUUUCCUGAAGCAGAUCUAUAACGAGUGCAAGUGUCUGGACACAAGUUACUAUUUCAUCAAUGUCCUACUCAAGAUUAACGGAACAAAGACUUGCCUCACGUCUGAUGAAGUGAAGUGUGUAACGCGCAUCAAAGUGUCGUUCAGGGGAGAUAAUGAGACUUGUGGCUGUUACAGUCCUUGUAGUGAAAGAAUAUUUGAUACGUAUGUGUCGUCCAGAACUUGGCCAAAUAAUGACUUGCUGUCUGUGUUAGUUAAAGAUGUGUGCACUACAAAUGUAGACAUUUGCCAGAAACUGAAAAAUAAAUCGGAACUUGAAAUUAGAGAGAAUUUCCUGAAGCUCAAUAUAUUUUAUAGGGAUUUAAAUUACGAAGAGCUUGCUGAGCAGCCCAAUUACGAAAUUUUUCAACUGCUGUCAGACUUUGGUGGAACUAUGGGAUUGUGGAUUGGUCUUUCAGUAUUAAGCUUGUUUGAAAUUAUAAAUGUGAUUUCGGAACUCUUGUAUUGUUUGAUCUGCAACAGAAGACACAGACGUAAUUAACUCCAAGAUUGGGGCAAAUACCCUCAGCCACCUGACACGACUGGUUGUUACUAAUAUCUAAAUAGACGAACUACAUAAACCUUUUGACCAAACCUUCUUUCGAGGAAAGAAACUGAUAGAUUAUUUCAACUGUGUUUCAAGCAACCAACGAGACAUGAAAUUGUGGUCAGUGCAUUUCCGUAUGGAGGUAGAGACUAUAAUAUCUCCAAGUCCUUUCAGUGUUUACGUUACAUUGUAUUUCUUUGCCAUCUAAUUCUAAACAUAACAUUGGAUUUUACAGGAGGAUAUAUAUAUAUAUAUAUAACGGUUUUUAAUUUACACUCAUUUCCAUUAACAACUGCAUUCCAAACAAUACAACUAUCUUCUGCGUCUGAGGUGACAACUUAGUGAGGUUAAGAGCAAGCGUAGCGUGAGGUUUGAGGACCGUGUUCUCCUACAGACUGAAUCACGCGACCUAAAAAUAGCAAUACCAUUGAGGCCGAUGCGAGGAAAAAGCAAACAGGGACGUCUUUGGUAUCACCUGGCAACGCAACUUCAUGGAGGAUCUCAGGAUAGUGAACAUCAGCAUGGGAAAAGGCUGCAAACAUUGCUGGAGAUUUCUAUGAAGACAGCUUGCCGCCCACUACGCCGGAAGGCCAUGGAGGCUCUAAGCCUAAGUUUCAUGUGACUAGUUACUGCUCCAUUAUAAUCUUUUUGCAGAACUGAAAGUCAUGCUAAUAAGGAUAGAGAGGUGUGAAUAAUAGUUUUCCUAGCAAAGAGGAGAACUUGCAGAAAACUGGCCUCCAUGGAGAACUCUAUUUCAGGCCUAGCAUCAUUUCAGUCAGAAUCGUUUUCGUCCUCUCCCUGAAAUUAACUGAUAUCCUUGAACCUCACUGACCAGAUUCUAGUUGGGGAUUGAAGGGCUUAUUUUGACAAAGAUUCUAAUAAAAAGCCGGCAGAUAUUGAAGAUCUCUUUUCAGUAACUUCCCCGGGCAGACGUAUUGAUUCAUUGAGCCUAGCCGUUGAGCUGGAGUAUUAUGUGAACAGUUUAAGAGAUGCCUUGAGACUAAAACAAUUAGUUACUUGGGCUCAUUAAAUUUAAGUACAAAUUCGAAAUGGUGGACAUUUAAACAUUUUGAUAAGUUCAGCGUUCCUCCAGGACUUGAACUUGUGACCCAUGACUUGAUCACAACAAAAGCUCGAGAUUGCCUAAAUCGAAAAAAAUAUUUUUAGAUAAGAAAUAUUUUCUGUUGAUUUUGUAUACCGGUUGUUGUAUUGGCAUUUAUUAUCUGUAUGAUUAUUAUAGUGUGAUAAAGAAUUAUUACUGUUUAAUAAAUAGAUCGAUUUGAUUCUAUGAUCAGCGACAUUAAGAAAAUGUACCAAUAAAUAAUGUAUGUGUGUGUGUUUGUGAGUGUAGAGAGUGAUCAUGCUGUGCACGAGAUUAUUUAUCGUAUUAAUGGUUUUGCAUUACCGCCAGCGGACAACGGCUUUGUCUGCAGGAAAUGCGGGAAAAUAUGCAGGUCGCAGCUGGGUUUGGGUUGUCAUGUGAAACACUGCACUCAUCCUUAAUCUUCGGAAUCAAAGACAUUGAUAUUGCAGUCAACUAUUUACAUGAACUGAUGCUUUGUUAAUUCACUAGAUAAUUGGUUUUUAAACAAAUGACUCUAAACUUAAAACUCAAAUAGAUCUCUGACUAUUGAUUAGUAGAACUAAUGGUUUGGCUUGUGUAGCUAUGGUAACUUAAAUGCAUCAAACACGAAGGUUUAUUUACAGGUACACAUUGUUGGCUUUGAUGGUGUACGGAUUGCAAACAACUUUACCAUCGAGAUCCUUUUAAUUGUUAACUAUUCAAUGCUUCAAGUCCAUGCAAGUCCAUUCAAUUUUGUAAACGAAUCUACACCAAUUUGCGAUUAGAGAAAGAAUAGUGAAACGCUUUGAUCUCUGAUGGAUUUCUAGCAAACAUUGUUUAAUGUAAUCAUUUCAUUUGUUGCUUGCUUGUAAUGGACCUCAUUCACAAAAAACGAACGGUCACGUGAUAAUAUUUAUACAACAACGAAAAAAAAACCUGUCACGUGAUAAGCAGUGUUGAUUAAAAUUAGAUCGUAAUUUGUAUAGAGGAGACAGAGAAGCACGUGACUCAAUGUUGUUUGUUUACGAUUGGUGAAUGAGGUCCAUUGUUGUUUCAAUGAUUUUUUUCUGUAAAUACAACUGUGCCCUGAGUCAACACAACAUUUAGACGACAACAUGGAUCAUGAGAUCACGGGUCAGGUAAGUCAAGGGUCAGUGGUUUAGUAGCAGUCGGCCUAGGUUCAAUAAUGUCAUGUUAAGCCCUCCUCCAGUAAGCUCAAAAUUGGAACCAGUGAAAUCUGCCCAUGUGGAGUGAGAAUGCUGACCAUGUCCUUCAAAACUGCAUUCUUUACCAAGAGGCCCGAACAAGACACUGGCCCCAAAACACCCAAAUUGAAAGAAAACUAUACGGAGAGCUCCCCACUGUUCGUCUGAUAUAUUGGUCUAGUCGUCUGAACGCUCCAACAUAAAAAUGAGAACGAAGAAGAAGAAGAAGAAGAGUGUGACAGAACCCAAAUUGAGCCAACUAUAUGUCAUGUGAGAGAAUGCAUGUCCAAGAAAACAGACAGUACUUAAAACGCUGUCCUCAAACCUCGGAUCAUUUGAAAGGUCCAUGUUAUUGGUCAACAGUGUACCUUGCUAGGGUUCAGAGUCACGUGCUGGGUCUUCUUCCAGUAUUCUGAACGUGUUUUGUUCGUCAUAAGUAUAGGGUCAAGUAGAAACAGGUUUCUGGACAGUGAAAACAAAGUCCUGGAUACUUCCGACACGCGCUAUUCUCCUAGAAAUGUAUUACAGCCUCAUAGACAAUUACGUUUUUUGAAGAACGUUUGUUAAGACCAUUGCUGGUCUUACUCACUAGGAAAUAAAUUAUGAUCUCGAAGUCAGUUCACAGUUCAAAAUUGUGCAUACUUUGAAGUGUUUGUAUAUUAUUAUGACUUAUAAUUAAUCUGCUGUACACUGUUCAUAUCCGCCGAAUCUUAGAAAAUGUUAAUUGUCAACUCAUACAAUGAAUUCGUGAAUAUAUACAAGUAAAUACAUUCCGUAAUAUUAAAAAAAGAAAAAUUAAAUAAAAAUAAACAUGAUUUUAC